Messenger RNA from Aspergillus alliaceus, 1370 nucleotides. Its product is annotated as homeobox domain-containing protein. Bases 94 to 1059 code for a protein of 321 amino acids. Gene Ontology annotation, molecular function: RNA polymerase II cis-regulatory region sequence-specific DNA binding; DNA-binding transcription factor activity, RNA polymerase II-specific. Lineage: Eukaryota; Fungi; Ascomycota; Eurotiomycetes; Eurotiales; Aspergillaceae. The record is from RefSeq and is a predicted model, not a curated record. The transcript has 3 exons. Gene Ontology annotation, biological process: regulation of transcription by RNA polymerase II.
AAACCUCGAAACUCGACCCUCUUUGUAGCUACGCAGAAGUGGGUGGUUCUUGCCUAUUCGUCACCAUACCGCCUCCCACAACAGUUCUUUUCUAUGUCCCAGUCCCGUGAAUUGGGCAAGGGUUCUGAGAAAAUGGCCAUUUCGUACGCGAGUGGGCUACCGGCCGAUCACGCUCAGGUCCUUCCCUCCUUUAGAGAGCUACUUCCGCCUCACCUUCACGAUGAAAUUGAGUCGACUUCAUAUUUCAGUGCUCGCCAACAUUCGCGCGAGCGUCCUACAUCAGCGAAUCGCGACAUGGCUUCCCAACCCAGACCUUUGUCCGGAGACUUCGGUCCUAUCCAACCGCAACUAGGGAGGAACGCGCCUCAGUACCCUUCUCGUGGCCCAAGCCCUAUUCUGCCGCCAAUCCGGGAUCUUCAGUCACUGCCAGAACGGGGUGCAAAUGCGUCGACUGCCCCAUUCCCAGAUACUAGGGCGCUUUCGCGACCUGAUCCAUUUGCGGCUGCGGCACAGGAAUUUCGGGGGAGACCUGCAGCCGUGCAUGGCUUUACUUCAGCCAAUCGACCCGGGCCAAUGGGCGAGAGGGGUGGCGCGGACGCUUACAAUGGACCGACUGUCAUGCAUAACCAGGUGGCUUAUCCUUAUCCGAUGGCCUACCAGAGUGAUUCCGAACAGACCUCCCCACAGGGCGUGUCGCAUGCUCAGCCUUCUAAUUUUGGCAUCUUGGGCGAUUCGAUUGAUUCAAAGAACAAACGCAGGCGGGGAAACCUUCCCAAGCCGGUAACUGACAUCCUACGGGCCUGGUUCCACGAGCAUUUGGAUCACCCUUAUCCCAGCGAGGAGGAUAAACAAAUGUUCAUGACCCGCACCGGGCUCACUAUUAGCCAGAUCAGCAAUUGGUUCAUCAAUGCAAGAAGACGACAGCUCCCUGCGCUCCGAAAUCAGAUGCGGACCGGAGGAAGUGAUCUCGACUCCCAACGCCAGUCGCCCUUUAGCGAUAUGGACCACGCCUCUUCGGAAUCCAUGCCCUCUCCCAACCAGCUAGCCUCUACGAGGUGAACCAUCAUGGUUAUCCUUUGCCUCUAUCUGAAACAACGUUACUCCGACCGAGCCCAACUCUUCUACUUUGGAAAUCAUGGACAAUUAUGAGAGGGACCGACCGUAUUUCAUUUCAUUUUUUUAUUAUUUCCUCUUUCCUCCUUGGAACACGAUCACGAGGCAGAUGCAGUACAUCAUCAUGAGUCAUGGGACAGAGGUUGUCAAAACCGCAUAGACGUACGAGAUCUGGUUGACGAAUCUCCUUUUACCGACUUAAUAUUCUUAUCGUUUUCUCAAAUGAGCCGAGUGACAUCGACGAGAUCAUUUUGAUA